CUCCUGGUAACUGCUUUGUUGUAGUGAAGAGCCACGAGUUAGGACACAAGGUAGUACUACUUGAUUUUUAUUCCUUGUGUAAUUUAGAAUGUUAGUUAGAUUUAUUAAGAAAAGCAAUUUGAUAAGAAUUCAAGCAGCAUGAUUAUCAGAAUUCAUUGAUUACUACGAGUUUAUGUCUGUGGGUUUCUUUGUGCUUUCAGUCGCUUGAGAAAGAAAGACGCAUAGCUGGCAGAGCUUAAAAGUGCACAGGUCAAGAAUGUUGGGUGGAGUUAAACAAACCUACUGCAAAUCACUGAAUAAAAAAAGUGGGGCUGCAUCCUGCUGUGCUAUUUAAAGUGACACACAAUCAAAUCACAGAGGACGCACUCCGAGUACACACCUUUGAGUACACAGUUCUACUAGUGAACGCAAGAUUGCCAGUGGUCAGACUUCAGCCACCAGCAGGGACUUUCUGAUAUUCAGAACUUGUGCAUGCAAGGCACUUCAGAAUCAAAGUCAACCCAGGGUUAACCUCAGAACUCAGGUCUCAUGGCAAAUUAUACUGUUCCUGCACACCAUGGUGGGCAAAUACCUAUACAUACUCAAGACAGAGACCAGCUGUCCACUCUUGAUGUAGUGUGGGCUAAUAAAUAUGAGAAUGAAAUCAUCAUUCCAACAAAUGCCGAAAAGAUGGAAUUUGAGUUUUACAAAGGUGCCCCACCUCAAUGGCUGAACUUCUAUUGGGCCGAACACAAGAAUUCCCCUUUUGUCAGGCGGGAUUUGUAUGAUGAGCUUCAAGAAAAGAUCCAAAAAACUAGAAAGCAAAGAAGAAGCAUUGCUAAAAUCAAUUUGCUGCAUGACCCUGGUAGUGGGGGGUCCACCCUAGCCAUGCAGUUACUAUGGGACCAGAGAAAAAAGCUCAGGUGUGCCAAAUUACUAGAUUCCACAAUGGACACAAGAGUAAUUGCAAAGCAAGUGCUGUUGUUAUUUAGAGCAGGUGGUUUAGAAAAGCAAAACACUGUUCUCCUUCUUCUGGAUGGAAACUACACAAAUGAGGAAGAUUUGUUUCAAGUAAAACUUGAAGAAAAGCUCUGUGAUGAAAUUAAAGCAAAUAAUAUCACUGCUGCAAUUCCUGUGGUCAUCAUUUUAAACUGUCUUCACCACACAGACUUGACAGAAGGAGCACAAUAUGUGAAACUAUCCUCAAAGCUUUCCGAGGCAGAGAAAGAGAGAUAUACAACAAAACAGUCUUCCAUCAUUCAAAAUUAUGGAGACAGGCAUACUGAACUUUAUGCCUUUAACAUUAUGCAGAGAAAUUACGAUUCGUCUUACGUUACAGAAGUCUGCAGAAAUCUUCAGCCAUUCCAAAAAAAAAACAGGCCCCGCACACAACAACUUUUGGCAUUUUUAGCACUGGUUAAUUCAUAUGUCCCUGGCUCUGAUCUCCCACAAGAUCUUUGUCAGAUGUUCUUAAGGAGGGAACGUAAUAAUCUGAUAAUUUCUCUUUUGAGGAACAGAUGCAGCUCUACACAGACUUUUUGGUCUUGUUCUCAACAAAAGAAGGAAAUGACAACAUUGAGACCAUGCAUGUACGAAUGGUACAUCCUAUGAUUGCUCAGGAAUGCCUAAGAUUGUUAACUGAUGCUGGGGUAACCAGAAGUGACAUUACAUUGAAACUGAUGGUAGAAUUGGGCAGAAAUUACAUGCCUCCAAUUUUGGUAAAAACUAUCAAAGGAUUACUCACAAAGAGAGUUAGGCAUGGAAGACCUACCAAAUUCUCCAGACUGAUCCUAGACAUAAAAACUGAAGAACAAGAAUCCAUGUGUUUUGCAGUGUUGAAAAUGGCGUCGAAGACAUUUACAACGGAUCCAUUCUUUCCACAAGCUCUUGCCCGUUUCUGUUACAUUGAGAUAAAUAAUUAUGCUAAAGCUAAACACUGGGCUGAAAUGGCAGUUAUGAGGGAUGAAAAAAACUCCUUUAUCAGA
This is a messenger RNA of Silurus meridionalis, 1964 nucleotides long. RefSeq names its product sterile alpha motif domain-containing protein 9. Gene Ontology annotation, cellular component: cytoplasm. The transcript has 4 exons. The record is from RefSeq and is a predicted model, not a curated record. Bases 529 to 1590 code for a protein of 353 amino acids. NCBI's taxonomy places the organism in Eukaryota, Metazoa, Chordata, Actinopteri, Siluriformes, Siluridae.